AUGGUCAAGUUAUCUUUGAUCACAACAAUUGCUGCUGCUAUUGCACUAGUCUCUGCCGCUCCGGUUGCUGAUAACACUACCACCACCGCUGCCGCCCCUGUCACCAAUACCAGUAAUACAACUUCCACCGCUACACCUACAACACGCACCAACCAAUCAGCAUCAUCUACCUCUGGUAUUCUUCCCCAGUCUUCACCUGCUUGGCUUCCUGUCUUCAACACCAACAACGUCACUGAAAAGACUCCCAUUCCUACUGGUCCCCUCAAAAAAACCUCCACGUUGAAGAUUGAAGACUAUCCUGAAGGAUGGAGCCAGCCUGAUGUCAAGCAUCCUGAGGUUCAAAAGGUCAUUAAUGCUAUCGAUUGGUCCUUUGUUCCCAACUUUAAGCCUCGUCAUGAGGGUAUGAAAUACGAUGACAACAAGGAUGAAGCUUGUUGGUGGACUAAUACUCAAUGCGUUACUCCAAAAGUCAAAUAUUUACCCGAGGAUGUCAAGUAUUGUGAUAAAGUUGGUCAAUUUGGUUUGACUUAUGAUGAUGGACCAUUGCCUCCUCAAUUUGACGAUGAUCCUUGGGCUGAGCCCCGUCUUUACGAUUUCCUUGCUGAGCAAAACCAAAAGGCUACGUUAUUCUAUGUUGGUACAAACGUUGUUGAAGCACCUGAUGCUGCCGCCCGUGCGCUUGAGGAUGGUCACACCAUCUGUGCUCACACUUGGUCUCACCUUCAAAUGACCACGUUAACCAACGAUGAAAUUGUCGCACAACUUUAUUGGAAUUUACGUGCCAUCAAGGAGGCUACAGGCCACACUACUCGUUGUUGGAGACCACCCUAUGGUGAUAUCGAUGAUCGUGUUCGUGCCAUUGCUCAUCAGAUGGGUUUGGCUACAAUUAUCUGGGAUAGUGAUUCUUUUGAUUGGGGUUUACCUUCUGUUGCCAAUGAUUUCGCCGGCACUUACACUCAAGCUACCGUAGACGGUUUCUUUAAGGAUUGGAUCAAGGAGCGUAAGGAAAACAAAGAUGAACAUGGCCGUAUUGUGCUUGAACAUGAAACCAGUAAUGUGACUAUCUUGCUUACUGAAAAGUGGUUGCCUCAAUUGAAAAAAUCUUUUGAUGUUAAGCCUGUUCAUGAAUGCUCAUCUAAGCUUCCUAGCCCUUACUGGGAAACCUCCAAUUAG
Molecule: messenger RNA, 1173 nt
Organism: Mycotypha africana
Lineage: Eukaryota; Fungi; Mucoromycota; Mucoromycetes; Mucorales; Mycotyphaceae
Exons: 3
Coding region: 1-1173 (390 amino acids)
Biological process (GO): carbohydrate metabolic process
Cellular component (GO): membrane
Molecular function (GO): chitin deacetylase activity
Source: RefSeq, a predicted model, not a curated record